This is a messenger RNA of Ahaetulla prasina, 2695 nucleotides long. RefSeq names its product lysosomal associated membrane protein 3 (gene LAMP3). Gene Ontology annotation, cellular component: membrane. The transcript has 6 exons. Bases 185 to 1393 code for a protein of 402 amino acids. NCBI's taxonomy places the organism in Eukaryota, Metazoa, Chordata, Lepidosauria, Squamata, Colubridae. The record is from RefSeq and is a predicted model, not a curated record.
UCAAAACUCUUCAUCAGGGAACAGUGAGGUUUUUUUUCUUCUGUUCUCCAGAGAAGUGGCUGAAUGAACCUGCUGUAGCCGGGAAGAGAAACCACCACGACCAUUGUGGCAUCUUAAGGGCCAAAACGUGGCAUUAAUCCAAUUCUUCUUCUACCGCAAUAAUUCAGUUUGAAGUGGUUGCAUCAUGAGUCGGUGGAAGCCAUUCAUUGAAUUUCUUCUAAUCACGGCUGGAGUUUUUUCUGGCACUGGUCAUGCGCUGGAUAAAGAGGCUCCAGCUAGGACAACACUACGACCCGCCUCAUUCCUGCAGAAAGCACCACUUCCAGAUCGCUCCCCUCCUUCCAAUUCCCAAGCCACAAUUCAUCCUUCACAAGCUUUGGCUAAUCAGUUAUUAGGCCAUAGCAUAGAACAAGGAAUUCCUUCUGCACCCAAGGCUGAGAUGUUAAAGGCAGAAUCCAUCCCGUUGACAAAAUCACAGGCUGCGUGGAAACCCAUAGCGGCUGCAAGGACAACACUUUUGCCAUCUGAGCCACAAACUGAUUGGACCGAAACCCACAAAACAAGAACGGUGCCUCAAGAAACAACCUCAACACCACCACUACCAGCGAGUCGGAAAAAGGCGACCCCUGUUCUGAGCACGACAAAGGAAGAUGUGAAUACGACUGUCUCCAGGGCUACCGAGCGACACACUACGAAGCUGAGGAAACACACAAGCGUUGAGAAGCCAAGUUCUGCAACACACAAGAGCGUGACUUCUUCGCCUAUGCCAACAAGACAAACCGGAUCACCAUUGGCACCUCAACCAUCACCCGCUGUGAGGGGCACUUACAGUGUUUCCAACGGGACUGCAGAAUGCAUUAAAGCCUUAAUUGGCUUGACGAUGAUUGUUACGAACGUAAAAACGGGCGAUCUGGAAUAUUUUAAUAUUGAUCCCAACGCCACACACACAUCAGGAUACUGUGGAUAUGAUCAAUCGAUGCUCAACAUCUCGUUUGAAGGGGGCUUCAUACAUUUCAUUUUUACUAAGAAAGAAAAGAUCUAUUAUAUCAGCAUGAUUGAAGCUUCUUUGAUCGUUCUCUCACAAGGUUUCAGGUACAACGGAAUUAAAAACGACCAGCUCUUUUCCACAGCUGUGGGAAACUCCUUCAGGUGUUCCAGUAAGCAAACGGUGGGCUUAGCCAGCAACUUUCAACUGCAGGCUGCCAAUUCCCAGCUUCAAGCCUUUGAUAUCGUAAAUAACCAAUUUGGAAAAGAAGAGGAGUGCAUGUCGGAUACAAACAUGAAGUUGAUCCCAGCAGCAAUUGGCUUCAGCCUGUCGGGAUUAUUUAUCAUCAUUCUGUUCUCCUGUGUGCUUUAUAGAAGGAAAGCUCAUGCUGGAUACAGCCGUAUCUGAAUCCCAAAGUUUAUUUAUGAAUGGGUAUAGAAGCAAUAAAUGAUAAGAUCAGGAAGAAGGGGAGAUGCUCCUUGCUUUUCUGUGGCAAUCAGAUGUGCAAAUAGCAGCUGAUUUUUAAAUCUGUGACACUUUUAACACUUGAUCGGAAAUUAAUCAGCUCAAUGAAGGUGCAUACAUGUCUAUUAUCUAUACACAACAGUAGCAAUGUAUUUAUUUGCUUGGGUGCUAUGGUGCUUUUUUUUUUAAUUCACCUGCAUGAAUUCAAUUAAGCUUAGUAGUAAUAAUGCGUAUGUCGCACAUAGAUCUGGAUGUUGGAUAGCCAUUUGUCUGAAAUGGUGUAGGGCUUCCUGCCUGGGCAGGGGGUUGGACUAGAAGACCUCCAAGGUCCCUUCCAAAUCUGAUAUUAUUAUUAUUAUUAUUAUUAUUAUUAUUAUUAUUAUUAUUAUUAUUAUUAUUAUUAUUAUUAUUAUUAUUAUUAUCUUUCUGCAGUAGAUUGUUAGAGGUGCGUAGGCAAAAUCUUCAAUAAACAUUAUGUUCUGAACUUUAAUAACGGUUAAACACGGACGGCAGGACAAGCAGCAAUGGGUAGAAGCAUGUCAGAGGGAAAUUCAAUCUGGAACUAAGGAGGAAUUUCCUGAUAGUAAGAAUUACUAUCAGGAUGCCCUGAGUCCUUCGGGAGAAGGGCGGUAUAAAAAUCGAAAUAAAUAAAUAAAUAAAUAAAUCCGUGGAAUGACUUGCCUCCAGAACUUGUGGAUGCUCCAACACUGGAAGUUUUAAAAUAGAGAUUGGAGAGUCAUUUAUUCGGGAUGGUAUAAGGACUUCUGCCUUAAGGGCAGGGGUUGGACUAGAAGACCUCCAAGGUCUCCUCCAAUUCUAUGGUUCUAUGAUUGAAACCAAUUAUUUUACCUUACUCCUUAGUUAGGGAAUAGGCUGCCUGUCCUUCUCUAUAGGACAUUAUUUCCCAACUGCUGCCAACUUCAAGGUUACAAUAAUGGCUGGAUAUACCCUUUGUACUAAACCAUGACUUCAUCAUGGCUUAUUGAGUACCCAUUAACUGGCUUAGCAAUAAAUGGUUUAUAAAACAUCCAGGCUAUUCUUUUUUUUACAAGUUGUGCUGUGCUAAAACCAAACCAUGUUAUGGCAUAUCAUAUUGUGUUAAUUCAAUCAACUCUGCAUGCUUUUACACAUACAGAUUGCUGCUUCACAAUAUGCUUGGCCAGAAUGGUUAAAUUUGUAACUCACUGCAUUGUACAAAUCCAGGAAAAUGAAAUACUGAAAUAAACCAUGUUUCAGUUAACCAUA